AUGCUCAAGAAACAAUAUGAUAUCGUUAACUUUAUCGAGGUGGACUCGAGAUGGUACCGCGCCACUAUCAUGGCCAAUGAGUACUGCUCAACCAUGGGUAUACCUGGAGAGGAGAAUGUCCAGAUUAUCUGUGACCAUGCUGAAUCAUGGGCAAAUGCUUUAAGUGGGCAAAAAGUUGCUGAUGUCAUCAUCAAGAAAGUAGAACGUGCGGUCGAAGCUGAGCGGAAUGUCAACUUAAGAAGCCAGUACCACGACUUCCUCGAACGACUCAGCGGUGCCUCCGGCCCCUCGGUGCUGCACAUCAUGGGCCAGCCAGGCUCUGGAACCACCAUUUUGUCCGAGCACAUUAUCGAGCUCCUGAGAUCCAAUAACAAUGCUAACCCCAUAUUAGCCUCUUUCACGGUGGCAGGUGUUUCUAGUGCAUCUGGGCUCUCACACACCAUAGAGAUGCUUGUGACUCUAUCCCGGCAGUUUCUCUUGCUCAAGCCAGAAGCGUUCCGGGGCUGCUCACUCCUCUGUUCGUGGAAAUGA
Messenger RNA from Xylaria bambusicola, 531 nucleotides. RefSeq lists its product as uncharacterized. The record is from RefSeq and is a predicted model, not a curated record. Lineage: Eukaryota; Fungi; Ascomycota; Sordariomycetes; Xylariales; Xylariaceae. The transcript has 4 exons. Bases 1 to 531 code for a protein of 176 amino acids.